This is a messenger RNA of Trichobilharzia regenti, 4461 nucleotides long. The record is from the annotation of a GenBank genome assembly. Lineage: Eukaryota; Metazoa; Platyhelminthes; Trematoda; Strigeidida; Schistosomatidae.
AGUGUGUUAGCGCGGAUUGUAUGAAAGUUAUGAAAGCAGUUCCAGUUGAGAUGAAAUAUUUCUACCUAGUACUGAUUUGGCAGACGAUUUCAAGCUGGUAAUAUGCGCGUCAGUCUUGUAAACGAAUUUCUACUUCAAGUGGUGAAUUGUUUACUGUCAGUUCAAUGAUAAUUUAUUAACGAGUUGAAACUUUUCUAACCACUUGUAGUAUUCUCAUCGUGGGUCUAGUUGUGUAUUGAAGAGUGCCAACUUCAGAUUAAAAGCCACUUCAGUCGAUUUUGUGGUUAUGACUAAUGAAUGUCUUUGAUGGUGUUUUGAUAAAUUUUUCUUACUUCAGAUGCCAGCUCCUAAAAGGUUACGUGAACUAGUGAGAGAUAUACGAUCUGCUCGGACUGCCGCUGAAGAACGUGCUAUUGUUAAUAGAGAAUGUGCCCUUAUUAGAGAUAGUUUUCGGGAAGAAAACAAUACAUAUAGGUGUCGUAAUGUUGCUAAACUGUUAUACAUCCACAUGUUGGGAUAUCCUGCACACUUUGGCCAGCUCGAGUGUUUAAAACUGGUCGCUUCCUCGCGUUUCACUGAUAAAAGAGUUGGUUAUUUAGGGGCAAUGUUGCUACUAGAUGAACGGACUGAUGUACACCUUUUAGUUACUAAUUCACUCAAAAAUGAUCUGAAUCAUCCAACACCCUAUGUGGUUAGUUUAGCUCUGUGCACUUUGGGGAGUAUAUGUUCUGCUGAAAUGAGUAGAGAUCUAGCUGGAGAAGUUGAACGCUUGAUCAGAUCAUCAAACGCCUAUAUAAAAAAGAAGGCGGCAUUAUGUGCCUUCCAAAUUAUUCGUAAGGUACCUGAUCUAAUGGAGAUGUUCAUACCUUGCACGCGUUCACUUCUAACGGAAAAAAAUCAUGGUGUAUUACUGGCUACUAUCUGUUUGAUUCAAGAAAUGUGUGAACGUAGUCCCGAUACUUUGGGUUAUUUUCGCAAGCAAUUGGUUCCCACAUUAGUACGUACACUGAAGAAUCUCAUAAUGACAGGCUAUUCACCGGAUCACGACGUGAAUAAAAUAAGCGACCCAUUUCUUCAAGUGAAAAUAUUAAGGCUAAUGCGGGUUUUAGGACAUGGUGACAAAACUGCCAGUGAAGCGAUGAAUGAUAUUCUUGCACAAGUGGCCACAAACACGGAGACGAGUAAAAAUGUUGGCCAUGCAAUUCUCUACGAAAUUGUCUUAACUAUUAUGGGAAUCGAAUCAGAUCCUGGACUACGAGUCCUCGCUGUCAACAUUUUGGGUCGAUUUCUGCUGAACACAGACAAAGAUAUACGUUAUGUAGCACUCAACACUUUGCUGCGAGUUGUUCAUGCUGACUCUAAAGCCGUACAAAGACACAGGUUGACAAUCCUGGACUGUUUAAAGGAUCCUGAUGUAUCAAUUCAAAGACGUGCCAUCGACUUGUGCUUUGCUUUAACAAACCACACAAAUGUUUGUGCAAUGGUCAAAGAGCUCUUGCUUUACCUGGAGCGUUGUGAUAAUGAAUUCAAAGGGGAUGUCUGUUCGAACAUUUCAAUUGCAGCGGAGAAAUAUGCUCCUAACAAGAAAUGGCAUACUGAUACUAUGAUGAAGCUACUGACCACUGCUGGAAACUUUGCACGUGACGAUGUUGUCUCCUCUUUGGUUAGCCUAAUCUCCCAGAAUCCUAAUCUACAUGCGUAUGCUACUGUCCAGCUGUUCACCGCUAUGAAGGAGGCUAUGUCCCAGCAACCUUUAGUUCAGGUGGCAUGUUGGACUGUUGGCGAGUAUGGCGACCUGCUUGUCUCACCGGAACCGUCUGAAGAUAAUCCACAUCCAAUAACAGAGGCGGAAUUGAUCAGUGUGUUACAACGCGCCCUUGUCAGUGUAACGUCGACAAUUCAAACUAAACAGAUGAUCAUCAAUGCACUGGUCAAGUUGACUACACGUCUUAGUCCAGCAUAUUUAGAGAAGCUAAGAGAAUUGAUCAAAUUUUACUCUACCAAUGUUAACCUGGAGCUUCAACAACGUUCUGUUGAAUACAAUAAAAUUUGUAGUCAACCUACAAAUAUUCGUAAUGGUUUACUGGAUUGUAUGCCAGUAGUGUCGACAAAAGCAUUGUCGGGAACCUCGAAUCCAGACAGUGAAGGUCGGACAGUAGAUGAAAAUGACACUAAUGGCGGGAUUGGUGGUUUAAACUCAGGAAAUGUAGAAGAUUUAUUGGUCAAUGGAUCAUCGGCUCAAACUCAGUCGCUUACCAUUUUUGAUUUAUUAGGUCCAGAAAAUGAAUCUGACUCUAAAAAUGGAGCGACGAAUACAACGGCAAAUCCUUCUGCCAAUAACACUCACUUGUUGGAUCUGCUUGAUGCAUUCGCUCCAUCUGGAGCUGUGGUACCGCAACACAACAAUACACAAAGCAUUCCUGGACUUCCAAACGAUCUAUUCAGUUCAAAAAAUGGUUUUCCUGCUUCUACAAUUCAGCCUGUUACUCGGACUUCUCUCUUAGACCUCAAUUUUGUCAGCGACUCAUGUGCUGCAGGUGUUACUAAUCAGGUUACACAGGUUCCUCCCCUCACCAUCUACAAUACCGAUGAGGUGAAAAUUGUGUUCAACUUCGAAUCUCCUUCAUCUGCACCAGAUGGGCGUUGUGUGAUUUCGAUUCAGUUGGUGGCAACCACUACAAGCAUCCACCCUGUUAGCUCUUUUGAAUUUCAGGCUGCAGUACCUAAAUCCUGUCAAUUGCAACUGCUUCCACCGUCGUCUAAUGUUAUACUGCCUGGUCCAAAUUCCGUACCGCUGACGCAAAUGUUGAAGGUCACUGUUCCACCGAAGGUUCGCCCGCGCAUGAAGAUUCGUCUACAGUUUAUCAAAAAUGGUGAAUCUAAAAACGAAGAAUUCCAAGUAGAUGAUUUUCCUACUGUUCUCUGGCAAUACUGAUAUUAAAUUAUAUAUAAUAUUCUGUGACUUUUGAGCAGAAAAUUCAUUCCUUAAUUUAAAAAAAAUCUAACCCACCGUAUAUUUGGCGGGGGGUUAGUUUAGUUCUGGCUGUGCUUAAUUAAAAUUGUAUGUUUAUGCACAAACUUUAUUUUAAAAAGAAGACAAACAAACACAAUUUUUCUCCCUUGUUUGUAUAAAAAAUGAUGCUGUGUAUACUUAAAAGACUGUUUAUUUAACAACAACAAUAACAAAAAAAAAUAGCCACAGUGCCUCCAUUCUCACUCCCUUCCUUUUAUCACUUCUGUAAUUGCCUCACUGCAUCGUCUCCUUAAUCUAAUCUACUUUUUUUCUUCCACAUCACAUGUGAUCAUGAUUUCCCGGCACCCACUCCCCUCCCCACGUUCUAAGUGGUGUGGAGAAGCCCUACGUUUAUUCACAUUUGUCGUUUAUAUAUGUGAAGAUUGUUUACUCCGCUUCAUUUUUUCACUGACUCUCUCUCUCUCCCUUUGUCUCCCCCUCUUUCAUAUAAUAAGUAAUUGUUUCCGGGGCUUAUUUUUUGUUAAUUUCUUUCGUCAAGAUCAUGUCUGUUCUGAUCAUGUUUUGUGGUUUUCGGUUUCCUUUUUUUGUUCUUUUGCUCAACAUUUUCAAAUUUAUAUUUUGGUAGUGACACGACACUUGGUGUGUCUGUGAGUUUACGUAUAUGCGUGUACAAAUCUCAUCUCAACAUUCCUGGUGGUAGACUUGAGGUCGUGGGUGUGUGUGUGUGACUGAGAUUUCUCACUUGACUGACUGACCGGCAGCCUAAUUUUUCUGUUUCUGUGUUCAUUAUCAGUCAGAGUGACUGUUUAGGGCGUGUGUGUUUGUGUGUGUCUUCUGAAGCGGAGGGACUUUUCCACCUAAGGUGAUUAUGAUGCUUCCCCAAUAUACAUAUAUAUUAUGCACCGUUGACAUUUUUCCAAGCUUCCAUGAUCUAAUUUUUGUUUUGUAGUGAUGGUAUCAUUCUGUAUGUAAGGUAUUUGCUUUGUUUGUUCGUCCGGUAACCUGUCGAUUGCACACACACACACACACACACACAAAUGAUAGCAGUAUGCGGCGCAAUAAUCAACCAAUCAAGGGGCUAGAUUGCGAGUGAUCUCUCUUAUUUGGUAUUUAGGUAUUUUAGUUGGUCCUACUGAUGGUAAUAUUACUGUUUUUGUUUGCAUACAUAUAUAAUAUCUGAUUUCUAUUCUUCCAGUUACUUUUUUUCUUCUCUAUUAUUAUUACUACUAUUGAUAUUAUUCACAGUAUGCUUAUUUAAGUCACGUGUCUGUUCUCACUGUCUUUAUUAAAAAAAAGAGCACUUUUAGUAAUAAAUUAUACAAUGUGAUAGUUAUUUAUUUAUUUAUAUGUAAAGGUGGUUUUAAUCAUUGACUUUCUUUUAUUAUUUGUCUUACAAAAUACAUCUAUGUGUGUAUGUGGGAGCAGUGUCAUUAUACAUAUAUACUGUACUUUAUGUUUUUUAUCUAUUUAUUUAUUUGAGAAUCCCU